UGUUUUGUGCUGACCUUCGGUUAUAAACGCGUGACGGGACGUUUGACGCUUUCAGACGCGUUUCAGUUUCACAGUUGAACAGACAAGUUCGUCAGCUUCGCAUAUCAUAUAAAAAUGAAAAGCUUCCACAUGUUCGCUCUGCUGGUCUUAUUGAUCGUUGGAGCAAAUGCUGCUCCACAGUUUUGGCCUAGGGAUGAGGAUUUAACAAAAACAUUUAUCAGUGGUCGUCCCAUAGAGAAUCGUGUCUCCACAACAACAGCGGCGCCAACGACAGCUUCCCCAAGGGUUCGGGCCUGUAUACAAUCCUGUCCUGCAACAAGCGAAUAUAAUCCCAUUUGUGGCAGCGAUAAUGUCAAUUAUUUUAAUGAAGGACGCUUCAAUUGUGCCGUCGGUUGUGGACAAAAUGUACGUCGUCUACACUUGGGAAUCUGCAGUACAACGUAAAAUUUAUAGUAAUAUUUUUAUGGACUAGUCAAACACUUAAUCGCCAGUUCAAUGUUCACUCUAAUGACCUCAACAAAUCUUAAUAAAAAACAAACAAACUAA
Messenger RNA from Drosophila innubila, 546 nucleotides. RefSeq lists its product as uncharacterized. Lineage: Eukaryota; Metazoa; Arthropoda; Insecta; Diptera; Drosophilidae. The record is from RefSeq and is a predicted model, not a curated record. The transcript is spliced from 3 exons. Gene Ontology annotation, molecular function: protein binding; serine-type endopeptidase inhibitor activity. The coding region runs from base 115 to 444 and encodes 109 amino acids.